AUGACUGAUUUAGACGGGAGAGUUGGAACACGGGUAUUCAAGAAAUCUAGCCCUAAUGGCAAGAUCACUACGUAUCUUGGGAAAAGGGAUUUUAUCGAUGAUGGAGGGACUGUUGACUUAAUUGAUGGCAUGGUAUUAAUAGAUGAGGAUUAUAUCAGGGAAAAUCAAGUUGUGACGGCUCAUCUCUUAGCAGCCUUCCGGUAUGGUCGGGAAGACUUAGACGUCCUUGGUCUCACAUUUAGAAAGGAUCUUAUUUCUCAGUUUUUUCAAGUUUUUCCCGUUGUGGAAUCGGAACAACGCCCCCUAACACGAUUACAAGAAAGACUCAAAAAGAAGCUUGGAAACAAUGCUUACCCUUUUUGGUUUCAACUGCCUUCACGAUGUGCCUCUAGUGUUACUCUUCAGCCAUCUCCUGGCGAUACAGGAAAACCAUGUGGCGUUGACUAUGAGCUGCAAACUGUCGUAGGCUAUUGCGAAAGGAACGAUAAGAAUGACAGGAGCGAUCAUACCGAAAAAAAUGAGAGAAAUUCCAUUGGUGGUGGAAGGCGUAGAAAGCACAACUGUGUUCGUUUGGCAAUAAGAAAAUUAACAUAUUCACCAUUUGAAGAUCGCGCACAACCAUCAACUGAGAUGUAUUAUCACGGAGAAUCAAUUUGUGUAAAUGUACAUGUGCAAAAUAAUAGCAAUAGGACGGUGAAAAAAAUAAAAGUUGCUGUAGUACAGGUGGCAGAUAUUUGCCUUUUUACCACUGCUUCUUACACUUGUGAAGUAGCUAAAGUCGAAUCGAGCGAAGGUUUCCCUGUUGGCCCUGGUGCUACACUGUCAAAAGUUUACUCAUUAUGUCCUUUAUUGUCAAAUAAUAAAGAUAAGCGAGGCCUUGCUCUUGAUGGUCAACUAAAACAUGAGGACACGAAUCUUGCUUCAUCUACAACAUUUUCUGCAAAUUCAACUAGGGAAAACUUGGGCAUUGUGGUACAAUACAAAGUUAAGGUUCGUUUGGUAAUCAGCAGUUUGGGAGGGGAACUUACUGCUGAACUGCCUUUCACUCUUACUCAUCCAAAACCGUCUGAAAAAAUGGAGGCAUUAAAGGUAAUUUUUGAGUGA
Molecule: messenger RNA, 1104 nt
Organism: Enterobius vermicularis (human pinworm)
Lineage: Eukaryota; Metazoa; Nematoda; Chromadorea; Rhabditida; Oxyuridae
Source: the annotation of a GenBank genome assembly